CGGCUCCGGGUGCCCUGUAUCGGGGGGCUCAGGGCAGCCUGGGAGUGUCCCCCACACAAAGUGCCACCCGCCCGUGGGGCGACCUGGGCCCCUGGCUGGCUUCCCAGCUGGGGAGGCCUGGGCUGACUGGGAGCGAGGUGGGAGGGCUGGGGCUCCUGGCUCUGGGGUGCAGCACAGUGGUUGUGGUGUCUGAGUGUGCGUGUGUGUGGACAGCCAGGGCUCCGCUACCCGUCUUGCCCCAUUGGGAGCGGCCUUUAGCCCUGUCACGCUAGCUCCUUCCACCCCUGAAAUACCCAUUUCCCCAACCCCCUCCUUCCCCCCCAAAAUCGUGUUACUACUGAGAGCAGAUGCCACCCAGGGAAAACCAGGUGGCUCCGGAUUUCCACACUGAAUAAUCUUCCAGGGCCCCAUCGUGCCAGGCGCUGCACAGACAGGCCGUGCCCCGAAGAGCUUGCAGUCUAAACAGACAAAAGGCCCUGCAGGUCUGCCUUUCGGGGGGCUCCAGGGUGAGGUGCCAGGAUGGAGAUGGGUGAGCAGGUGCUGCACAUCCUGGAGGAUCUGGGAGAGGAGGAGUUCAAGAAGUUCAAGUUUUACCUGCUCCAUGGGGGCAUGGCUCCCCGCGUACGCCGCGGGAAGCUGGACGGCGCCUCCCGCAUCCAGGUGGCUGAGCUGCUGAUGCAGACAUACCCCCAGGAAGCGCUAGACAUCACCAACCAGGUGCUGUGCAAUAUCCCAAGGCUGGACCUGGUCCAGGGCCACCAGCUCCAGACAGGAGGAGAUGCUGGGAACAGUGGCGAUGAUGCAAAUCGCAGUGAGGCUGUGAAUAGCGGCGCCAGGGCAAGUGAGCUGCAGGCCUACGAGAGGCAGAGUCUGGUUUCAGAGCAGCAGCUGAUGCAGCUGGCAGGGAAAAUGGGCAAGUCCUGGAAGCAGAUCGGCAUCGAGUUUCUGGGCCUGGAGAAUCACUGUCUGGAGCAGAUCGAGGAGAACAAUCCCGGCAACACCAAACUGCGAGCUUUCAGCAUGUUCUUGGAGUGGAGGAAACGAGCGAGGCAGGAGGCCACUGUCAUCUGCCUUCUCUCCAUCCUCUCCCAGGACGGGGUGCCCCUCCAGCCCGAGGACCUCGACUGCCUCCGGGACACAGGCAGGGCCUAAGGAGAUCUGGGGGGCUUAGUCCAGGGCAGCGGUUCUCAACCAAGGGUCCGCGAGCAGGGCCAGUGUUAGCCACUCUGGGGCCCAGGGCAGGAAGCCGAAGCCCUGCUGUGCAGGGCUGAAGCCUGGGGCCCUGAGCCCUGCGUCCGGGGCUGAAGCCUGGGGCCCUGAGCCCCGCCUCCGGGGCUGAAGCCGAAGUCUGAGCAAUGUAGGUUGGUGUGGGACCCUGGCAAGUUGCCCUGCUUGCUACCUUCUAAUGCCAGCCUUGGCUUUUAUAUGCAGAUAAACAGUUGUGGCCCUGGUGGGCCAUGGAGUUUUUAUAACAUUGGGAGGGUGGGGGGGCAUUCAGAAAGAAAAAGGUUGAGAACCCCUGGUCCAGGGGAUGGAGUGGCCUUGACAGUGGCGCUUUAGUUUUGGGGUGUCUGAUUUAAGACCCCCCAGGGCCUGGCUUGCAGAGAGGCCGAGCACCCACCACUCCCACUGAUCUUAGCUGGAGUGGAGGGUGCUCGGAAACCAGGCCAUGGGUGGCACCGAGGAAUCAGUGGCCACUUUGAAAAAUGCUGGCCUCUGUCCUGCCCCAUGCCUCAGUUUACCUACAUGUGCAGUGGGGAAAACAUGGCCAGAUUCUCCAAAGAGCUCAGUGUCUAGCAGCUCCCAUUACUUUACCUCAGCCAGAGAGGCCCUUGAGGUGGGUGGUUGCUCAGGGUGCCAGAUGUACCUCCUUUAAAGCCACUUUCACUGCCAGCAGCCUCAAGUGCCACUGAGUCAGGCCCCAGAGAUGUGUCUGGCUGCUUCCCCCAUCCAGCCUGCCACCAAUUGCUAGCUGGGGUGGGUCAGUCCAAGUAGGGGGCCCAGGAUAGCCCCAGAGAAUGGAUUCAAGAGUGGGGGCAGAUGGAGAGGGAGGAGACACCUGUGAUCUGGGACAGCUAUAAAGUGGGAGACCCUUUGCCCACUCACAGGCACAUCACUCGAAGAAGAACCUGGGGGAUCCACUCCCCCGAUCUCUCCUUGGGGUCUCAUCUAGGCAGCUCUUUUUUAAAGACCGUUUUUACCAAGAAGCACAAUUGAAGCCUUUUUAUACUUGCAAAGAAAUAAACUUUCUCAAAGCCAGCGCAGCUCAGGCCCUGCUUCUCACUGAUUAUAAUCACAGCUCAACCCCACGUAGUUGGAUUUUAUCCCAGCCCCGAUGCAGAGCCCUGCAAGAGGGGCAGGAAGCUGUCUUGCUCUGGGGCCACUUGGCUACGCUGCUGGCCAGGACAGACUAAUAAUAGCUAGAGCUCUGCAGCGGGACUGGGAUACCGCAGGACCCACUGUCAUCACAGCGGGAGCAGGUAAAAUGUACUUUGUUUCAGAUGGGAUUGGGUGGGCAAAAAAGCAGACUGCGGUAAUUUGCAGGAAAACAAAAUGCAAGUUUAGCUGCACCUGCUGUUCAAAUUGACCACCUUAUCGAUCACUUAGCUUGAGUCUUCUUUAAAAAUUUCUAUCAAAAACCUAGAGCGGUGAGCAGUGUUGCCGCUAAAUGUUUUUCAGAAAGCAAGAGUAAUCCUGAUCUAUACGUAACUUGAAUGGUUUGUUUCAAAUUUCCCAAACCGGUGCUAGCACGGUGUAAAACAUUCCAGUUUCUUUAAACAACUUUUUAUCAUUAAAAAAAAAAUCUGCAUCUUUUAAGAGAAAGUGUUGGCGUAAUUUGUUUUGACGUGAUAUGCGAUCUACACGACAGCAGUGUGUCAUAAAUAGAAUUUCAGCAAGGUAAAGCAAGCUUUUUUUUUUUAAAUAAAGGUUUUGAUACCUCAAUUUAAACGAGGGAUAGAAAGAGAUUUGAUGUCUAUUCUAGGAGUUAAAGUAUUAUUUUUAUACGGUUUAAGCAAAUUUUGUUUUAUUCUUUCAGUGGUAAAAUUGUCUGAAUUCCAUUUUUAUAUAUAAUAUAUUAACCGACGGUUGUGUUUUGUUAGUAGGCUGGGGGAGUCUGUCUCUCUCUUGUGGGAUUUGCGGGACCUAAAGUUUUUGUGGGUGGGAGCUGGGGGGAGUGGGUAUU
Molecule: messenger RNA, 3184 nt
Organism: Caretta caretta (loggerhead turtle)
Lineage: Eukaryota; Metazoa; Chordata; Testudines; Cheloniidae
Biological process (GO): signal transduction
Molecular function (GO): protein binding
Source: RefSeq, a predicted model, not a curated record